AGCCUCCCCCCCUCCAUCCCAGCCUCAGGAUGGGGGGCCCCCGCCCCUGGGCCUCGCUGCUGCUGCUGCUGCUGCUCCUGUGUGGCCCCCACCCAGCCCCCGCCACCCGCUGCCCCAGGACCUGCGCCUGCUACGUCCCCACCGAGCUCCACUGCACCUUCCGCAGCCUCAGGGCCGUGCCCCACGUGCUGGACCCCAAGAUGGAGCGUGUGAACCUGGGGUUCAACCACAUCCGGGUCCUGACGCACGCUUCCUUCUCCGGUCUCGCGAGACUUCAGCUGCUGCUGCUGCACGGAAACGAGAUCGCAGACAUCACCAAGGGCGCCCUGAGCGACCUGGGUGCACUGCAG
Molecule: messenger RNA, 350 nt
Organism: Dipodomys ordii (Ord's kangaroo rat)
Lineage: Eukaryota; Metazoa; Chordata; Mammalia; Rodentia; Heteromyidae
Product: matrix-remodeling-associated protein 5-like
Exons: 2
Cellular component (GO): plasma membrane
Molecular function (GO): protein binding
Source: RefSeq, a predicted model, not a curated record